UGGGCUGUGGGGCCAGGAAGGGCCUCAGCUGUCUCCAGCUGUUGAUGAUGUGUUUCCCUCUUGGUUUUCAUGUAGAUUCCUUUCUGCCUGGGGCUGGGCGUGGGGGCCUGGCAUAGUAAGGGAGCUGAACCGGGCACCUCUUUGAGCCCAGGCUCCCCAUCUAUGGAAACGGCUGAACAGAGUCCUUUCCCCAUUACCUCAGACCCAAGGGUGUGAGCCCAGGCCUGGACCAGUCACCCCGGUGGGGGGCGCGGUGGGCACAUCAGGAAGAAACCAGGGCUGUGGCUUUGGGUGGGGCCAGUGGCCUCUUCUGGGAGCCUAGCAUCUGGAAGCCAUCAAGCCAGGGGCGGGGGGUGUUGCAGCAGAAGGCCGGGAAAGAGGAGGCCACACAUAGGCCCACCCCUUGGGAGCAGUGGCUUUGGGCCCGCAGUCCCUGUUGUCAUCUCUGCCUAUCAUCGCCUCUCAGCCCACCGCCUCACUCCCUUCCACUGGCUGCCUUCUCUCUCAACCCACAGGCUGCUACUCCUACAAGAUGCAAUCGCAUAAUAGGCAAUAACAUUGCUCAUUGCAUGCUGGGCGCCUUGUUUCUCUGGCCCAGGGUGGUCUGCCUCUUGGAGUACGUGUGCAUGGAGAACUGUCCCUAGGGGUGGUUGGCUUGGCAUCCCUUCCCUGGAGUGAGUGCUACCUGUCUUGUCUUUGAAGUCUUAGUGCAGGGUAGCUGGGGGCUUGCAUAGGAGCUUGUGGCUGGAGAUGUGGCUGUGGGGACUCAAAGGGAGUAAUGAUGUCUUCUUCAGCCUCAAGCCUGUGACUCUGAAGGAGCUGGUCCAGGUGCAUAGCAAGAAGCUCAGAGGAGUCCCAGGAGCAGGUGUCUCCAAUUGUCACCUGGGUCCACCUGCCUCAGAAUCACAGGGAUUCUAGCUAGCCGUUCUUGCCAACAUUCCACUGACCCCUGAGACUCAGCGGGACCAGGAGCGGCGGAUUCGGAGGGAGAUUGCCAACAGCAACGAGCGGAGGCGCAUGCAGAGCAUCAAUGCAGGCUUCCAGUCCCUCAAGACCCUCAUCCCCCACACAGAUGGAGAGAAGCUCAGCAAGGCAGCCAUUCUCCAGCAGACGGCGGAGUACAUCUUCUCCUUGGAGCAGGAGAAGACCAGGCUUCUGCAGCAGAACACACAGCUCAAGCGCUUCAUCCAGGAGCUGAGCGGCUCGUCCCCCAAGCGGCGGCGGGCAGAGGACAAGGACGAGGGCAUCGGCUCACCGGACAUCUGGGAGGAUGAGAAGGCGGAAGAUCUACGGCGGGAGAUGAUUGAGCUGCGGCAGCAGCUGGACAAGGAGCGCUCGGUGCGCAUGAUGCUGGAGGAGCAGGUUCGCUCGUUGGAGGCCCACAUGUACCCUGAGAAGCUCAAGGUGAUUGCACAGCAGGUGCAGCUGCAGCAGCAGCAAGAGCAGGUGCGACUGCUGCACCAGGAGAAGCUGGAGCGGGAGCAGCACCUGCGGACCCAGCUCCUGCCCCCUCCGGCCCCCACCCACCNNNCCACGGUGAUCGUGCCGGCACCGCCACCCCCUCCCUCCCACCACAUCAACGUCGUCACCAUGGGCCCCUCCUCGGUCAUCAACUCUGUUUCCACGUCCCGGCAAAAUCUGGACACCAUCGUGCAGGCGAUCCAGCACAUCGAGGGCACCCAGGAAAGGCAGGAGCAGGAGGAGGAGCAGCGGCGAGCUGUAAUUGUGAAGCCAGUCCGGAGCUGCCCGGAGGCCCAGGCCUCUGACACUGCCUCCGAUUCGGAGGCCUCGGACAGCGACACCAUGGACCAGAGCCGGGAGGAGCCGGCUGGGACUGGGGGGCUUCCCUGACCACCCCCCAGCCCUCCUCUCCCUUCUUGGGGUUAGAGGGGGCCGGGGCAGCAACAGGAAUACACGCGGGCCAGCGAGUGAGGAAUUUUUACAAAAUUACAAUGUCAUUUGGGUCUCUUUUAUGACCUCUUUUUCAAUACUGUAAGUCAACCUUUGAGUGAAGGCCACCCAACCUGAGGUACUGGGGGCUGGGGUGGUGGGUGUUGUGGGAGCACCGGGACACCUGGGGCUGGGCCUCACCCGGGGGGGCUGGGGAAGCUGACACUUGAGGUGCCUGGCCUCUCUCUGCCAAAAAGCAUUUUUUUUUUUUCAUUAAACAUGUUUUUAAGAACAGGGAAAAUCAAAACCCCAACGUAUUUCUGCCCUCCCCAGAGCCAGCUCUGUGACCAUUAGUUUUUAACUCCCCCUUCCCUCCUCUUUUUGGUUUUCUUCUUUCUCUAAGCACUUAAUGGGUUGGGGGUCCGGCUGGGUCAGGACUCUCUGGGGGUCCGGGGUGGAAGUUGCUUCUCCGUUGGGGUUUGCUGCUGCCCUUUUGCCCUGCCCUUCCUUCCCUGCCCCACCUCAGCACUAGGAUUUGCCACUCUCCACCACCAGCUGGCCUCCACCUCUCCCUCCAGGUUUCCCAUUUUCAAUCCCCAGAAAUGUCUUUGUCUCUCUGUUCUGUUUGUUGGGUUUUUCUUUUUUCCCCCUUUGUUUGUUUUUUGUUUUUCUUUAUUUUUUUUGUUGUUUUUUUUUUUAUAACAAUUUCGAGGUCUUUGUGUUCAAGGAGAGCUAUUAUAUUUUGUUAAGAAAGUGUGUGUGGGGGGAACCAUGAGGCCACCAUGCCUUUAUAAAGAAAAAAUAAAGUUUGUACUUUGUUUUUUA
Molecule: messenger RNA, 2715 nt
Organism: Myotis brandtii (Brandt's bat)
Lineage: Eukaryota; Metazoa; Chordata; Mammalia; Chiroptera; Vespertilionidae
Gene: TFAP4
Product: transcription factor AP-4 (activating enhancer binding protein 4)
Exons: 8
Coding region: 1018-1851 (277 amino acids)
Biological process (GO): regulation of transcription by RNA polymerase II
Cellular component (GO): nucleus
Molecular function (GO): DNA-binding transcription factor activity, RNA polymerase II-specific; protein dimerization activity; RNA polymerase II cis-regulatory region sequence-specific DNA binding
Source: RefSeq, a predicted model, not a curated record